AUGACGCUACCUGGCCAUGAGUCAUGGAACACAACCAUCUCCAAAGAACUAAAGUGUAAAGUAACCAAAAGAGCUAUGGAAGGAUGCACGCUUGCCAAAAGCAGAAUGCAAGAAGCUCUUGUCAACGAUGUGGACAAGAAGUUGGGGGAGGGGGAGGUAUCGGGAUAUGCACGACCGGAAAAGGAGAUGAGGCAGAGGCCCUUUGCGGGGAUAUCCCCCAUAGUUCAGGGAAUCGUAGAACAUAGGGGAGGUGGAGCUGCAGCAGCCCCGAACGGAGGAGGUGGCAGCUGGAACUGGGCAGGCACCAUGGCCCAUACCGACUACGAGCUGAUGAAGAGCAAGCUUCACAUCCUGCGGCAGCAGGCCAAUGAUGCCGAGGACAGGACCGCGAGUGUCCGGCGGGAGUUGGAGGCUGAGAAGCUGGCUUGGGAACAGGCUGAGACGGAGGUGGCUUCCUUGAGCCGUCGGCUCCAGGGGGUGGAGGAGGAGCUGGACAGCGCUCAGGAGCUCCUGGAGACCACUCUGCGUAGGCUAGGAGAGGCGGAGAAGGUGGCUAGUGAGAAUGAGAGAGCCAUGAGGGUCAUUGAAGGUCGGGCCAUGAAGGAUGAGGAGAUGAUGGAGCUGCAAGAAAUGCAACUGAAAGAGGCCGUGCACAUGCUGGCGGCCACGGAGGGGAAGUUCUCGGAGAUGGUCCAACAGCUGGUGAUCGAGGGCGACUCGGGGCGCCCAGAGGAGCAGCCUGCUAGGGCUGAGGCCCCUCGCCCGGAGACAGAUGAGCAGAGCGGACUGACGCAGCAGAGCCCGACGGGUCCGAGCGCCGCUGAAGAAAAGACUUCUCAGAGAAAAGAUCUUUAUGAGCGGGAGAUAAAGAUCCUCACCGAUAAAUUCAAGGUGACCCAGACCCGGGCCGAGCUCGCGGAGAGUUUGACGGCCAAUAUGGGAAAGAAGAUCGAGGACUUGGAAGCUAAACUGAAGUGCAGCAAGGAAGCGCACCUCCGCACGCAGAUGAUGCUGGCCCGGACUCUGCUGAACCUGAACAAGGUAUAG
Molecule: messenger RNA, 1047 nt
Organism: Trichosurus vulpecula (common brushtail)
Lineage: Eukaryota; Metazoa; Chordata; Mammalia; Diprotodontia; Phalangeridae
Product: tropomyosin alpha-3 chain-like
Exons: 3
Coding region: 1-1047 (348 amino acids)
Biological process (GO): actin filament organization; muscle contraction
Cellular component (GO): actin filament
Molecular function (GO): actin filament binding
Source: RefSeq, a predicted model, not a curated record